Molecule: messenger RNA, 2356 nt
Organism: Drosophila eugracilis
Lineage: Eukaryota; Metazoa; Arthropoda; Insecta; Diptera; Drosophilidae
Gene: Cog7
Product: conserved oligomeric Golgi complex subunit 7
Exons: 4
Coding region: 25-2253 (742 amino acids)
Biological process (GO): Golgi organization; intracellular protein transport; retrograde vesicle-mediated transport, Golgi to endoplasmic reticulum
Cellular component (GO): COG complex
Source: RefSeq, a predicted model, not a curated record
CACACUGUUUAAGUCAACGUCACCAUGGAUGUUUCGGCUCUUUCGGGGCCAAAUUUUAGUCCUGCGGAGUGGAUAAACGCCAACUACAAGAAGUUUGUGGAGGAAAAUGGACGCGAUGACAGCGACGCCGCAUCGUCCUUUAUCCGGAGCUACGUGGCCAAGCUGCAGCUGUAUAUAUUUAACGUAAACAAUGCUGUGGAGGAGUCCAGUCGGCAAGUUGUGGCCAGUAUGCCAAGGAUCGCCAAGGAAUCCGCCGCGCUUCAAGGCGAUGUUCGUCGGCUGCAGGAGAAGAUGAGUGCAAUGCGUUUGGAGGUGGCUGCGGUCCAAAGCGAAACCGGCGAGUGCAUGGCAACUUUGGAGCGUCUGAACACCAAAAGCGAGAAGCUUCAGGUGGCCAAGGAGUCAUUGCAGGAGUCGGAUGGCUGGGGAAACCUCGUUUCCGAACUGGAGGAUGGUUUUGAACGCAAUGAUUUAAAGGGAGUCUGCGACAAGUUGAUAGCCCUGCAAAAAUCUCUGCACGCGCAGGAACAAUUGCCUGGACAUGCCGAGCGACAGACCCAAGUAGAGGAUUUCAAGAAUCGACUAGAAGCACUAGCCUCACCCAGCGUUGUUCAGUGUUUCGCUGAAGGCAAUACUGAGCAGGCCCAGCACUAUGUCCAGAUCUUCACCAGCAUUCAGCGGUUGCCGCAACUGCAGCAAUAUUACCGAGCUGUGCAGAAGAAUUUCUGGCAGCAGCAGUGGAAACAAACUUUGGAGUUGCAGGGAACGGAAUCCCAGCCACAACAGCAGCAGUUUCUCACUCUGUAUUACGAUCAGCUGCUGGAGCACUGUCAACGCCAGGUCAAAUGGUGCUCCAAUCUCUUCGGUGAGGACUCUUCGCAACCUUUUCUGGUUAUUGCGGAACUGUUACCGGCAUUGCAACCCACCCGAGAUGCACACAUUCUACAGCUUUUAAAGACUUCCAAUGAAAGAUUGGAGAUGCUAGCUUUAUUUGCCCAGGUCAAUCAUAGUUUUGUCCUACAUUUGAACUCCUUACUGGACCAGUCGCAUAUUACCUUGUCCGAGGAACUGCAUCGUCUUCUUGGCGAGGCUAUUUUCGAGUAUUUCCACAAGUUUAUCCAACAAUAUCCCCGCUUGGAAGAGACUCAACUAUCCACACAGGUGGAUCGUCUUUCCUCUAAUCAAGCCACGCCUAGUGAUGGUGUGCGUCAUUUGGAGGAGAGUACCCGGAAACUCUACGAGUGGCUGAAAGAAGCCUGUGAACGUUGUGCCUCUAUAACAAGUGAUUUGGCUCUGUGCAAACUAAUAACUUUGCUAAAUGGCAUCUUCAAGCGGCAGCUGGAGAGUUUUGGGCGAAUCCAGCGGCAGAUUGGACUCAGUUUAGGAUCCAGCAGCUAUGCGGCGCAGAGUGAGAACUGGUCUCUGUUGCAGUACACCAUGUCCCAGUUACAAUGUCUGGCCGAUUUUCAAGUUCAGCUGCACCAAUUCGAACAGGAUUUGCACACACGCAUGGGAACAUUGUCCAACAAGCUGACUAAGCCAUCUAAACGUGGACCCAUAACCAUAUUCCAGACCUGUGAUCAUACAGUUCGCACCCAGCUGUUAAACAGCAUAUCUGAUUAUCAACAAAAGAAAUCUGAAGCCACGGAUAGCCUUGGCAUUUUUCCACAAAUUUAUGCCACUUUAAAGAGUCACUUUGCCGAUACACACGAUAUAACUCUCAAUAUAUUACUACAACCUAUUGAGACUCACUUGGCACACAUUCGCCCGCCUGUGCAGGAACACGCUGCGUCCGGCAUUGACAUGCCAUCAUUUAGCUUCGCUCCUCAGGAGAGCAUCACCCAGAUUGGUCAGUACCUACUUACUUUGCCGCAGCACUUGGAGCCGCUACUGCUGUCGCCAUCAGCUCUGCUGAAGCAGGCUCUGGAGGUCUGCAACAUUAAGUAUACGCAAGCCAUUCCUUGUGCCGACGUCCUACUGUCUCUAGUCGUGGAGCAAUGCUGCGUCUUGUAUCAGACGCAGAUUCUGCAAAUCAAGUCGCUGCCGGCUUCCUCGGCCACACAGCUCAGCGUGGAUAUUGAGUACCUCUCCAACGUUCUCGAGGAGCUUGGCUUGUCCAUCAACCUACAGUUGUCCCAGAUCCUCACGCUACUGAAGGCUGCUCCGGAUCAGUAUCUGACCCUUAGCAGUGGAUGCGAGCCGCGUCUGGUAACAGCAAUUCGACAAAUGCGCAAUAUUAUAUCUACACAGUAGAUAUAAGAUAGGUAUAUUAAAUAAUCACGAUAAAAUGUUACAAAUGUAUUUAUGUAAACUAUUACUAGGGUCUUUUAUUUAAACUUUUAAAUUAAUAAAAGUU